This is a messenger RNA of Lactuca saligna, 612 nucleotides long. The record is from the annotation of a GenBank genome assembly. NCBI's taxonomy places the organism in Eukaryota, Viridiplantae, Streptophyta, Magnoliopsida, Asterales, Asteraceae.
AUGAACCAUCACCGAAGGAAACGGAGAACAAAACAGUCCACCACCACCACCGCUGAUGGUUUGGGACGAAGAAAAAGAAAGACGAAAGGGGGCUCAUCGGAGGUUACGUCAAACUACACUCAAUCAAUAUGCACUCCUAGAAAAAUCAAAACAAGGGUUACCUGUCUAUUUGUUGGAAAUGUCGGUCUGAUCUUCAUAAAGGGAAACUUGAAGGAAGUCAGUGAAGAAAUUGCCAAGUACAAGGUCAAAGCUCCGGUGAAUGUGGUUGUUCCACCCGACAACACUAGUCUUGAUCCAUCUCAGUCCCCUUUCUUCCAGGUUCUCAACAUUUCUACCAAAACUACAAAGGUACUGUGGAAAUCAUCACCCCUGUUGAGCUCAUCAAGAAGGGUGAUAAAGGUGGGAUCUUUCAAAGCUGUAAACUUGGCAUCAUGCUAUUCUCAUAUUGUCUUAUUGUUCUUACUGUGUAUGACAAUCGAUAUGUAUUUAGUCUUUAAGGUUCUUGAUUUGACCGAAGAAGACUUGAUUGAAAAGUUUGCUCUUUGUGUUUUAAAGGUGUUAAAUGGGAAAUUAAAUUCACAAGAAAGACUUGGAAAGCUCCAUCGAUUUUAG